CAUAUUCGCCCGGUAUUUUAGAGAUGUUAUUACAAUUUUAAACAAAUUAAAACAUUAUUGGCGAUGUGAGAUGCCUUGCUUGAGCGCAGCCAUCGGGUUUUGAGGGUCGUGUGUUCUCCCUCGCUCGGUCUCAUGCCAUGCGGGACCCUGCUGUCUGCCAUAGUACCCUCCUCUCUCUCUAGACGGUUCUUUAUCUUUGUUGUUGUGCAGUGAUCAUCCAGUGGUGCAGCCAGACCAGACCAGACCACUGAGACCAAGACGCUGCCCCAAGUUCACAUGUUGUGUGUUAUUAUGAUGGGGUUUAUCGUUAGGGUGAGGUGAUGAGGAAACUGAUUAAUUAAGGGAUCAUCGGAUGGGCAAGCAAACAAGCGCGGAUGAGAACGAAAUAGCGGUCCCAACAGUAAGCAGCGAGCACCGUGUCAUGUGAGCACCGCGUCAACCCUAAAGCCUUGACCUCUCACCCCUGACCCCGUGAGGUCACAGAUGGUGACUUCCUCCUCCUUCCUCCAUCCGGGUCUUCAACAACAGUCAGUGAGCAGUGUGUUGUUGGUGUGUGUGUUAUGUUCCGGCUGAACGCUCCAGCGGCACCCUGACCACCUCCUAACACCACCCACCGCCUUGGGCAUGCCUCAGCCGGGCAUGAAUGGGAUGGAGCCUGCGUUUGGCGAGGCGUAUGGGAGCCGUGGCUGUCUCCUCAGCCCCUACCCCCUGGCUGUCUCCCCUCUAGGGGGCAGGACCCAAUAUGACCAGAGCGUGCUCCUGAUGCUGGGCUCUCCAGCGACGCCGCGGAAACGGCCCUUCGAGUUGCUAAGCGACCUGGUGGACGACGGGGGCUUCGGCGAGGAGCUGCACGUGGAGCGCUGGGACGUGUCGGCGCUGGAUGACAUCACGCGGUACACCAAGCUGGGCCUUGGGGGAGAGCUAGCGAGCACCGAGGACGCCGUGCUGAUGGGCCGUUGGAGCGGGACCCGGGAGGAAGAGGAGGAGGAGGAGGAGAGGAGGAAGAGGAAGGCACAGGCCAUAGCUCAGCAGCAGACAUCACAUGUAACCACGAUGAUGGUAACACAUCUCCACGGAAACGGCAUCACGAUGACCCCCGACCCCUGUCUAGGCCACGCCCAGAGAGGCAGGGUGGUCAGAGAGGAGGUGGGACUUGAUGUUACCAUGGCGAUGGAAAGGGUGACAGAAAAAGGAGGACAGGAUGGGGGGAUGAGGGUUCCUACGGUGGAGGUGUACCAGGUGGCAGAGGAGGAGGAGGUUGCCGCAGCUGUGUUGGCAGCGGCGGAAGCCGUUGCCGCAGUGACGGAGACGUCUGGGAUUCCUCCGGGGGGGUCAGUGUUGGAACACAACUACUCUCUGACCCAGGGGGGGGAUAGACCCUCGCCCUCCAGCCCCAGCUCUGAGACAGAGACAGAAGUAGAGGGGCAGGAAGAGGGAGAGCGGGAGGAGGAGGAGGAGGAGAGGGAAGAGCAAGAAGAGGUAUUGGUGGAGGAGGAAGAGGAGGAAGAGGAGGAGGAGGAAGGGGAGGACGGAGCAGGGGAUGAGACUGCGGUGGAAGCAGAACUGUCCAGCUCGUCAGAAACAGAAUUUGAGGUGGAACCAGAGCGGGGGUGUGGUCCAGGGGAACGGCCCCAGAAGAGAAGGUGUUUCUGGGAGUACCGCCACGCUCACACACGGGACUCUGGGAGACAGAAGAAGACUGGAGGGGAGGUCCGAUGGUCUCUCUCCUGGAGCUCUAGCACCCUACCUAGUACCCUAUACCGCAGAGAGGGAAAGAAGGGAAGGCGUAAAGCGAGGAAGACGGACGCCAGCGACCUGACCCCUAACCCCGUGAAGCUCACAAACAUCGGCGAACAGCUGCAGAAACUCAACGCCACCAUAGAUGGGAUGGGUCCUGUUAACGACCUGCCUGUUGUGGCCAGGGCACGCUCCCGCAAAGAGAAGAACAAACUAGCUUCCAGGGCCUGUCGGUUGAAGAAGAAAGCGCAACACGAAGCCAACAAGAUCAAGCUGUGGGGACUCAACCAGGAGUACGAGAACCUUUUGGGGGCGUUGCUGAGGAUCAAGGAGGUGAUUGGUCAGCGGGUGGAGCGCAGCGGAGAGGAGGUGGACAAAGAUGAACGAGGGAUGACCCAGAGACUGGAGGACAUACUGAAAGAGUCCAGCGGUCCUCUAGUGGCUGGACGGACCAAAGAGUUUGUCCAGAGGAUCCUGGAGGUGAGUGGAGGGGGGCUGACCAAGACUGGGGCCAAGGGCAAAGACACACAGACCCCCUCUGGACCGGGAGAGGAGACAGCUGUCUAAUGUACCCCCCAUCACCCAUGACCCCCCCUGGACCGGGAGAGGGGACAGCUGCCUAAUGUACCCCCCAUCACCCAUGACCCCCUCUGGACCAGGAAAGGAGACAGCUGCCUAAUGUACCCCACAUCACCCCUGACCCCCCCCGGACCAGGAGAGGAGACAGCUGCCUAAUGGACUGGCCAACACCACCAGCUCUCCUCCGACACAGCCACCCACUCCUACCGUCCCCCACUACACUCUGUCACCUCGAGAAUAGGUGGAUGGAGAAAGGGAUGGAGAAAGAGAGGGAGGAGCAGAUGGAGGAGGUGGGGGUUACAGGUCAACAGAGACUGAGGUUUGAGUUCAACCCUCCCCUCUGUUUCAGCUCUGUUUCCUUCUGUCUCUUCAGUAGCGCUCUGUAACACACUCUUCUUACCUUCAGCUAAUUACCAACACAGGCUAGCUGCUGACGGUGUGUGUGAGUCAGCUGAUCUGUGGCUGUGUGUGUGUGUGUGUAGUAUGAAUGUGUGUGGUUGGUUUAAUCUUUCCCUUCUUCAGUAAACUGUAUUGGUAUCCCA
Molecule: messenger RNA, 2858 nt
Organism: Salvelinus namaycush (lake trout)
Lineage: Eukaryota; Metazoa; Chordata; Actinopteri; Salmoniformes; Salmonidae
Product: CREB3 regulatory factor-like
Exons: 9
Coding region: 625-2304 (559 amino acids)
Biological process (GO): response to unfolded protein; regulation of transcription by RNA polymerase II
Cellular component (GO): nucleus
Molecular function (GO): RNA polymerase II transcription regulatory region sequence-specific DNA binding; DNA-binding transcription factor activity, RNA polymerase II-specific
Source: RefSeq, a predicted model, not a curated record